Gracilinanus agilis (Agile Gracile Mouse Opossum) is the source of this 1113-nucleotide messenger RNA. It is a transcript of the gene PBDC1, whose product is annotated as polysaccharide biosynthesis domain containing 1. The transcript has 6 exons. The record is from RefSeq and is a predicted model, not a curated record. Gene Ontology annotation, cellular component: cytoplasm. Bases 16 to 555 code for a protein of 179 amino acids. NCBI's taxonomy places the organism in Eukaryota, Metazoa, Chordata, Mammalia, Didelphimorphia, Didelphidae.
AUUUGCUAGGCGGCGAUGGCGGCUGGGAAUGGGGGCAGCUGCCUGGAUUCGCUGGGUCCCGGAGAGCUUUUGUCGGCGGCUCACGCGCUUUCCCUGCCAGCCGAGGCCUAUGGCAACGAUCCCAAUAUUGAGAUGGUUUGGGCCAUGAAGGCUAUGCAGCAUGCUGAGGUUUAUUACAAUUUGAUUUCUUCAGUUGACCCCUUGUUCUUAAGACUCACUAAAGUGGAUGACCAGAUCUAUUCAGAGUUCCGGGAGAACUUUGGGAAACUCAAGAUAGAUGUGUUGGACCCUGAAGAGCUCAAAUCAGAACCAGCUAAAGAAAAGUGGAGACCUUUUUGCAUGAAGUUCAAUGGUAUUGUGGAAGAUUACAACUAUGGUACAUUGCUGCGACUGGACUGUACUCAAGGGUAUAGUGAAGAAAACACUAUCUUUGCUACUAGGAUACAGUUUUUUGCUAUUGAAAUAGCUCGGAACCGGGAAGGUUAUAAUAGAGCUGUUUACAAUAGUGCUCAGCAGAAUGGAGCAGCAGAAAAAGACAGUCUCACGUCCAGGUAAAGAAUGUAGGAGCUACUGGCAUUUCAGAUCACUGAAUCUAAUGUCCAAGAGUACUUGCAGGAACCUUUGUGGAUUAAAAAGGGAUCAUCAUUUGGCAUCUGCUCCAUGUGGUUUCCUGAUUCGGACCAUCAGAGGUGUCGAUCAAACUUUUCAAGGAACAAUCAAUAAAAAAUGUGAUCUUGUGACAAGUAUGGAUACUUAAGAAAGUAUACAAAAAUAUAAGACAUUUGUUGGGUGUUUAUGACCUUUGUAUGGGAAUUUUUUUAUAAAAAGGACUUUAUAUUUUGCCCUUCCUGGAUCUUUCUCAAUGUUCUCAGAAGAGUUCCUGAAAUGUACAGGUUCAUGAAUUGCUCUUAACUCUAGGGCAAUUAUCUUAACAGCUGUCAACUUUGCUAUCAUCUCUUGUACAUUUGUGGAUUAACAUAAUUUUUAUACUUCCUGUACCAUUUAGAAAUAGGUUUGGAUACAAUGGUAUGCCAACUGUUGGCAUUAUACUAUUCAUAUGCCAUGGCUAGAACACUUAAAACAACUGGUUGAGAAUAAAUUCAGUAGAAACCA